Messenger RNA from Penicillium brasilianum, 1810 nucleotides. The record is from the annotation of a GenBank genome assembly. Lineage: Eukaryota; Fungi; Ascomycota; Eurotiomycetes; Eurotiales; Aspergillaceae.
CGUUGAACGACCCAAUCAGGCGUCCUAAAAGCGCUGAGUCAGCGGAAUUUCGGGGACUGGCGGAAUUUGCGCAAUAACAAAUCAAUCGAGGAAGGUUUGGUGCGAUUUAAGGUUGAGAGACUGGGGAUUGCUAAGCACUGCUGCGAUCUACUAUGGCGCUGACAAACUACUCCCUGGACAUUUUGCAGCCAUGAUUGCUUUAUGCAAACACGACAAUUUUGCUGUUUCAAUGUGGGCUUGCAAUCCAUGCAAACAUGGACACGCUCUACAGAGUUAUACAACCCCAAUCCUAUAAGAUCGGCAUACCCCCCCCCCACGUCGAGAAUGCAUUCUGAUCGGAUCACUCUUCCUUUCUUCUCAUAUCAUCCACUGUUUCGGAUACCAUGGCACCUGUCAAUGUUGUGAUUGUGGGGGCUGGAGUUGCCGGUCUUGUCAUUGCCCACUCGUUGCUUCAAGGGGUUCCCGAUGCCAAAAUCGUACUGGUCAACCCUUCCCAGACGUUCUACUGGAACAUUGCCUCUCCACGCAUCCUCGCCAAACCAAACGCCUUCAAGCCCGAGCAGUACUUGCUUCCAAUCAAGGAUGCUUUCGCCCAAUACUCGGCCAACUCCUUCGAGUUUGUCGCGGGAACUGCAACCGCCAUCAACGUUGCUGCAAAGACUGUGGCCGUCACGCUCAAUGGUAGUGGUGACUCCAAGGAUUUGUCUUACGAUCAUCUCGUGAUCGCAUCCGGAAGCACCAACCCGUCCGCCACCGGUGCAGUUACCGGAACAUCGAUCCCAUUCAAGCCCUCCAACCGGGAUGAUAUUAAACAGAUUGUCGAGGCUGCCCAACAACAGAUCGCUCAUGCCAAGGAGAUCGUGAUCGGCGGUGCCGGCCCAGUUGGUGUCGAGUUGGCAGGUGAGCUUGCUGAGAGCCUAGGCAGCAAAGCAAGCAUCACUUUGAUCUCUGCUGCAGACCGUGUGCUUCCUAUGAUCAAGCCCUCUGCUAGCGCUGUGGGGGCGAAGAAGCUCCAGGAGAAGAAUGUCAAGGUCAUUACCUCUACCAAGGUGACCGGUGCCGAGGCCUCGACCGAUGGUACCAAGUCUUGGACCGUCACUCUGGACAACGGAAAGAAAUUGUCGGCUGACGUGUACAUUCCCACGACGGGUGCCAUCCCGAACAGCAGCUUUAUUCCUGCAGAGUUCCUUGACGGCAAUGGCUGGGUCAAGGUCAACAAGGAGCUGCGCGUGCAGUCCAACGGUGGCUCUGCCCUGCCCAUCUAUGCCGUCGGCGAUAUCAACACCAAUGAUUUGCGUCUUAGCUUCAAGGCUACCGAACAGGCCAAGGUUGCCGUUGCCAACAUCAAGGCAGAUAUCUUGGGCAAGGGCGAGCGCAAGUCCUUCGAUCAGGGUGACAGUAUCAUGAUGUUGGUGCCCGUCGGGGAGACUGGCGGCACCGGUCAAUUAUUUGGGAUGACACCGUUCAGCUUCAUGGUGAAGUUCGUCAAAGGCAAGGACUACUUUGUGUCCAAGGCGCCACAGUACCUAGCCGGCAAGGCUUGAGAAGAAGUGUGAGAAGGGGGAUAGAGUUACCAGGGCCGGUUAAUACGAGAGUGACUUGUGAUUAGAAUUAAUGGAUAGUUUUAAUGUUUAUACCUUUUGGAAGCCUCCGCCUUGAAGCCAGGACCUGACUAAUACAUGCUUCCACGGCAUUCGUUCGUUGUGGACCAGGAGACGUAGAUGACAUCCAUUCCGCCCCUCAUGAUAUCAUCAGGAAUUCAGCAGAUCGCGGGCAAUACAUCACCACCAUGGUUCGGACUUUGGGGUGG